Molecule: messenger RNA, 1597 nt
Organism: Habropoda laboriosa
Lineage: Eukaryota; Metazoa; Arthropoda; Insecta; Hymenoptera; Apidae
Gene: ohgt
Product: protein cereblon
Source: RefSeq, a predicted model, not a curated record
AUAAGCUUAACGUGUACAGCGUUAAUAAAAUGAAUUUUAAUUCAGAAAGAAAUUGUUUUUUUGAUACAUUAAUUAAUUAGUGUUUAGGUGUAAAUUUUUGUUUAAAUAACAAGAACAUAACUUAUGAACUUACAUAUACAUGACGCUUCAGUCAUGAAAACCAUAAAGUGCAUUCUACCUAAACACCAGAAUUGCGGAUAGGGGGCUUAUCGUGUUUGACGUUUGUAGGUGAAAGAGUACUGGUUGUUUAUAAAUUUUCGAGCCGAAGGAUACGUAAAUAUCAAUGGAUUCCAGCACAGACGACGAUGGAACAUAUAGCGAUUUGGAAUAUCCGAAUUAUAGGCAAUAUAAUGUCGAGGAGGAUUAUUCAGAGGAAACUACAGAUGAAACAUCUGUGUCUACUGAAAGCACUUUUGAUCUAACAUUACCUGCAACACAUUCUUAUUUAGGACCCAAUUUAGAAGAACUUAGAGGAAGGACAAUAUUAGAUGAUGGAAUUUAUGUGAACUUACCAUUGUUAGUGAAACAAUCUGUUGUGUUGUUUCCUGGACAAACACUGCCUAUGACAGUAAUUGAUGCACAAACCAUUGACAUGAUAAGAACAUGUCUUGGAAAUGAUAGAACACUAGGUGUUGUAUGUUUAGGAUACGAUAGAACAGCACCAGUGGGCACAACUGCAGAAAUUUAUGAGUGCAUGUAUGAUGGUCCUGAACAAGGUUUUCGUUUAAAAGCCAAAGGCAGACAAAGAUUUAAGAUUCUAAGACUUAUAAUACAGUAAAUUUCCCUUGUCCAUACAUUUAUUUGUUUUAAAAAUCACUUCUUGGAUGAACGUUUGGCUUCACUAGAUCAUUUACGGAUAAAUCCAAAAAAUGAGGAAGAUUUGAAGAAACAAGAAAGAGUAGAAAAUUUAGAUGCUGCAGUAACUCCGUGGCCUGCCUGGGUGUACCGGCAAUACGAUCCAUUAAGACUAUCUUUAAAAAUACGACAAUGUUUGCAGUUUAUCGGGAACCGAGGAAGUAGUAUACCAGAAGAUCCUGCAGAGUUGUCAUUUUGGGUUGCUCAAAACUUAUUGCUCGAUGACAAUGAAAGAAUUGUUUUAUUAAAUUAUGACUGUGCAAUUUCAAGGCUACAAAGGGAAAUUAAAUAUUUAGUAGAUGAUAAAAUAUUUAUUUGUUGCAAUUGUGAUUCUUAUAUUGGAAGGCAAUCAAAUAUGUUCCCAAUGAGUAAAGAGGGCCCAUUGGGUACUUAUUGUAAUCCUGCUGGAAUUAUACACGAGAUUGUGACUUUAUAUCACGCGCAGGGCCUUAUGCUAAGUCGUACUAGCCCACCUUCAAUAGAAUAUACGUGGUUCCCAGGGUAAGAAUUCUUUUUUCAUAUAGCAAUGUGCAAAAAUUGCGGUGCUUAUAUGGGUUGGAAGUUUACAGCGGUUGAAAGUAAUUUAAGACCCAAGGCAUUUUGGGGCUUGACACGUAAAAGUUUGAAAAAUAAAGAGAAGUGAGCAGACAAAAAAUUGAGUGGUUCGAAGGUUAGUUUAAGAAUUCCGGUGCAUAUUUCCAAUACUUUGUUAGUAUUAUAUCAUUACAUGCAAUUGUUUGUG